Molecule: messenger RNA, 1723 nt
Organism: Pongo pygmaeus (Bornean orangutan)
Lineage: Eukaryota; Metazoa; Chordata; Mammalia; Primates; Hominidae
Gene: TSPAN15
Product: tetraspanin 15
Exons: 8
Coding region: 154-1038 (294 amino acids)
Cellular component (GO): plasma membrane
Source: RefSeq, a predicted model, not a curated record
GGCUGUGAUUGCCGAUCGCCAGUGUCAGUCCCGGAGAGAACGCCGGUGGCGGGGCGGGUAGCCCGGCAGCCGCAGGUGGGGCCACGAGCGCUGGCUGAGGGACCGAGCCGGAGAGCCCCGGAGCCCCCGUAACCCGCGCGGGGAGCGCCCAGGAUGCCGCGCGGGGACUCGGAGCAGGUGCGCUACUGCGCGCGCUUCUCUUACCUCUGGCUCAAGUUUUCACUUAUCAUCUACUCCACCGUGUUCUGGCUGAUUGGGGCCCUGGUCCUGUCUGUGGGCAUCUAUGCAGAGGUUGAGCGGCAGAAAUAUAAAACCCUUGAAAGUGCCUUCCUGGCUCCAGCCAUCAUCCUCAUCCUCCUGGGCGUCGUCAUGUUCAUGGUCUCCUUCAUUGGUGUGCUGGCGUCCCUCCGUGACAACCUGUACCUUCUCCAAGCAUUCAUGUACAUCCUUGGGAUCUGCCUCAUCAUGGAGCUCAUUGGUGGCGUGGUGGCCUUGACCUUCCGGAACCAGACCAUUGACUUCCUGAACGACAACAUUCGAAGAGGAAUUGAGAACUACUAUGACGAUCUGGACUUCAAAAACAUCAUGGACUUUGUUCAGAAAAAUUUCAAGUGCUGUGGCGGGGAGGAUUACCGAGAUUGGAGCAAGAAUCAGUACCACGACUGCAGUGCCCCUGGACCCCUGGCCUGUGGGGUGCCCUACACCUGCUGCAUCAGGAACACGACAGAAGUUGUCAACACCAUGUGUGGCUACAAAACUAUCGACAAGGAGCGUUUCAGUGUGCAGGAUGUCAUCUACGUGCGGGGCUGCACCAACGCCGUGAUCAUCUGGUUCAUGGACAACUACACCAUCAUGGCGGGCAUCCUCCUGGGCAUCCUGCUCCCCCAGUUCCUGGGGGUGCUGCUGACACUGCUGUACAUCACCCGGGUGGAGGACAUCAUCAUGGAGCACUCUGUCACUGAUGGGCUCCUGGGGCCCGGUGCCAAGCCCAGCGUGGAGGCGGCGGGCACAGGAUGCUGCUUGUGCUACCCCAAUUAGGGCCCAGCCUGCGAUGGCAGCUCCAGCAAGGACCGUCUGGGAUAGCACCUCUCAGUCAACAUCAUGGGGCUGGACAGGGCUGUGGCCCCUCUGCCCACACUCAGUAUUGACCAAAGCCAGGGCUGUGUGUGCCUGUGUGUGGGUCCCACGGCUGCUGCCUCCCAGGGGCCGGAGCCUGGGCCUCCCCUAAGAGGCUUCCCCGAGGCAGCUCUGGAAUCUGUGCCCACCUGGGGCCUGGGGAACAAGGCCCUCCCUUCUCCAGGCCUGGGCUGCGGGGGAGGGAGAGCCUGGGGCUCCGAUCAGGGCCCAUUUCAUCUCUGGCAGUGCCUUGGCCAGUGGUAUUCAAGGCAGUUUUGUAGCACCUGUAAUCGGGGAGAGGGAGUGUGCCCCUUGGGGCAGGAGGGAAGGGCAUCAGGGGAAAGGCAGGAGGGAAGAGCUGUCCCCGCAGCCACGCCCAUGGCCAGGUUGGCCUCUUCUCAGCCUCCCAGGUGCCUUGAGCCCUCUUGCAAGGGCGGCUGCUUCCUUGAGCCUAGUUUUUUUACGUGAUUUUUUUAACAUUCAUUUUUUUGUACAGAUAACAGGAGUUUCUGACUAAUCAAAGCUGGUAUUUCCCCGCAUGUCUUAUUCUUGCCCUUCCCCCAACCAGUUUGUUAAUCAAACAAUAAAAACAUGAUUUUUUUUUUUU